UAGAAGAACGAAGAGAACGGUGGUGUAGAAUCUGUGCUAUGGGGGUUUAGGGUUUUAAUGGCGUCAAAAUGAUUACUUGAUUGCACCGCCACUGUGUAUCUCUAAUUACUGUUCGGUUCCGAUGCCAGUGAUCGAAGAAUCUCACAUUUCUCCAUUCCCUCUUUGCCGCCAAUGGCUCUCUCUGCAGAUCACCCAUUCGAACCUGUUUCCACCACUGCUUGCUCCCACUGUGAAGCGUGGAAGAAGAAGUGUUCGAAGCUUCAAGAAUCACGAAACGCUCUUCGCCAAGCUGUGAAGCUUCUAGAAACAAAAAUCAAUGAAGUUCAGGCUCAAAAUGUGAAGCUCAGCCAAGAAUGUGAAGAAGAACGGGCGCGAGCCAAAGCAGAAGCUGAGGAGAAGCUUAAAGAAUGUAAUGCUAGAGUAUCUUUAGAGAAUGAAGUAUGUAGCUUGAGGUCUGAAAUUGAUGCGAUUCGGCAGAAACCUGGUGGUGAUGCUAAGAAUGGAAAUGAGAGCAUAGAGGGUUUUCAAGGUUGUAUAGCUGAUAAGGAAAAGGAAAUCAGUAGGUUGAAGGAGCUCCUGGAGGCAGAGAAGAAAAAGGCGGAUAAGGAAAAGAAAAACUCGGAGAAGGAGAGAAAGAAAGCAGCUGAAGCUUUGAAGGCAGUAGAAGCAGAGAAGAGCAAGUCUGCAGAAAAAGAGAUGCAAAUUGCCAAAGUUGAAGCAGAGAAGGUUGAGGAAUAUAGGACUCGGCUUGUUCGAUUGGAGAAAGAAGCUAAUGAGGCAAAAACAAAGCUAGCUUCUCAAGUAUCUGCCUCCAAAGAGGCAACGAAAAGGUUUGAGGCUGAGAAGCGGAAGAUAUUAGCAGGAAAAAGAGAUGCCGAGUUGGGGAUGACGAAAGCUAAAGAAAUGCUUGAAACUGAAAGGGGGAAAGUGACUGAGGAAAAGAAGCGAGCAGAUUCUGAGAUGGUUAAAGCAAAGGAGCAGAAAGCACUUGCAGAAAGUAACUGGAGGAAAUUCAUCGAAGAGAAACAGCGUGCGGAUGAGAUGUCUCAUCAGGUUGAAAGGGAUAAGCAGACAAUUGAGGAGUUGAAGAAGAAGAUAUCUGAGCUCUUAUCUGUAUCAAAACCUGUUGAAACGGCUGGAGUACCUACUGCGAAAGCUGAAGAUACUAGUGAUGUAAAGCUUUUGAAAAGCCAACUAAAGCUUGAAAAGCUACGAGCAAAAUAUGCCAGGCAAAAAUUUAAGUUAGAAGCAAGUCGUUGCAACUCUUUACACCAAGAAUUAGGGCGAAUAAAGACAGAUUUUGUUCAACUCCUGCGUCGGCUUGAUAUGUUGGAUGCUUCCUUCUCAUCGUUUCCUGGAAGACAUGAACAAACAAAGUCUGGGAAUAUGCUAUAUAUGCAGAACUCAGAUAUCACGAGGCAAGUAUGCAAUAUCAAUCUAUCUCCGAAGCAUAGUGAACUUGAAAAUGAGCUUCUGCAGACUUGUUGCACAACAAUGGACACAUGUGAUCCUUUGAGGAAAGACAUGCAUCCCACUCAACCUCUUGCGCCAUCUAGUGGAAAUUACUCAGAAUCCAUCCCAGGUAUUGAUUCUAAAUUGAAGCCUCUUAGCAGAGGACCCAACAGAACAAAGUUACAGCGUUCUGCAGUAAAUUCCAAUUCAGAAUCUUUUUCUGAUGGACAGUUGAUGGGCUCACAGGAAACAACUGCUUUCCCAGUUAGUGCAUCGGCAAAGUUGGAUCAGGAGAUCCUCAAUGCAAGACAAAUCAUGUGCAACUCAUCUGAAAGAUAUGUUACUGAGAACCAUAGGAAGCGGAAAAGAACACAUGCUAAUAUUGAUAGUGUUGCAAAUUUGUCUUCUCAGAAUCUCUCUAAUUUGCAUGGUUUGUUGUAUAGAGAAGAAGACAAAUGCUUGGAAGGAGGGAGAGACGUGCUCCCAAAUCAAAGCAGUAUACAGAAAAAUAAUGAUAGAGCCAACAAGAAGAAAAAGAAAUCUCACAGUGAAAAAGUUGUCACAGUACCUAGCACAGGAAGGGUUGCGAAGAAGGGCAUAGAAGAGGCCAAAGCCAAUAUCUAUGGGGAUGCAAAUGUCAGCGAACACAUUUCUUGCCCUGGCUCACAAAAUUUAGAAAUCACUCCUGCCGGUGAAGAGAGGAUAUGUGAUGCUGCACAAAAUUUAGAAAUCACUCCUGGUGAAGUGAGGACAUGUGGUGCUGCAAACAGCUUUGAUUCUUUGAUUAGUUUGGAUAAAAUGACUGAUGAAACUUAUAUGAAGUUCUUAGAACUAGAUAAUGCUGCUUAUGAGCAACGUUACAGAAGAGCAGUGGAUUCUCCCUUGUCACCAUCACUUCCAGAAAUUGAAUUUCACAAAACAUUUGAGGAUAAUAGUUUGAAGAAGCCCUUUCUAGAGGAAGCACUCCAAGAAGGCAUGUCAAGUCGAAAAGCAGACCUGUUUCCUUCACCUGGUCUUGAUGGAACUAAUUUUGAAAUCAGUUCCAAUAAUAGAAAUUUAGAUAGUUCAUCUGAUUCACGGAUUAAGCCUACACAAGCAAGUAAAACCGAGGUUGUAAAAUUGCCACAUAUGCACACAUCAGAAAUUUCCAGGGCCUCAUUUCUGGCGGAGGAUGAAAUUGGACCUUUACACAAACAACCUCCUAAAAUUUGUGCUGUCUUUUCCAAUAUUGAGGACCAUACUGUCUUAUCUAGGAUGUAUUUUGCUAUCAAAGCCUGUAUGGCUCGGUGCAGUUUGGAUACACAAACAGUCUGGGCUGUUGGUAGCAUUCUGACUGCACUUAAAAAGGAGGAAACACUCUCAAAGAAGGAGAAGGUUUCUGUGUUGUUAACGCUGAUGCUGUUCAACUUUGUCAUGGCUUCUACAAGUACAUUUGGAAAUCUUUGCGAUGGCAAUAUAUUUUGCUCCAUGAAUUCUUAUGCCCAACAUAUUCGUACAGCUAUGUUGGAUGCUGAGACAAGAAUCCUCCUUAUAGAAACUUGUUCUUUUCUUGAGCUGCUUGGACUUAUUGAAGACUUUCUUAUAGAAGGAAAAGUUCUAGUAGAGAAUACAGUGCCUGCUGAGGCAUCUGCAGAUCAUGCUUCCAAUGAUUCUCUAGAUGGCAUUAGUAACUUUUCUUCGGAGGUUGCUACAAGUGAACAAUUGCUAGCAGGGAGUAUUAUAUUAUCUUCUAUAUGUGCUGCAACUGAUCAUGUUGGAUUCAUCUGUGAAGCCUCAUACAGGAUUCUUAGAUUAUGCAAAUGGGAUUCUUUAAUGCUGCUGACUAUCCUUCAUAUUUUUGCUUAUUUGGGUGGAGAGAAGUUUUUUGAUGUGGACAAUUUUGGUUCAAUGGUGACUGUUUUGAAAUCUUUAGUUAUUUUUCUUGAGGAUGAGAGCAAAAAAGUUUCUACUUCUUAUCUUCCUUCAAUCGAUCAGCUUCAUACUGAAUUUUGCACAAGUAUUAAAUGCCCAUUCUUGGAAGGUGCUGAAUCCAUUGAUUCAGUUUCAUGCUUGCUCUUAGAAGAGAUAAAAUACUAUAGGCUUCAACGGAUAGAACAGGUUGCUUUGUCGGAUUCUGGAUUCAUGCCAGAGAAUUUUAAUGGCAGACAAUGCUCUAAUCCGGAAGCAGUUCAGAAAGCCUACAAGAGUUGUGAUGGACCUUGUAGUUGGAAAAGGUGCACGGUUUCUUCUGCUGCUCAACCAGGUGUCCUUGGCAAUGUAGACUUGUGUUGCCUUGGUGAUGUCUUGUCAUUGGUGGAGCUGGUUGCAAAGAAAAUGGGCUGGCAUUGGAGUGACAUCAAACUCGUUCCUCAGUUGCUGGAUAUGCUUGAUUCAGGCAUAGAGGAAAGCUUUGGUAGUGCGAUCAUUGUUCUUCUUGGUCAACUUGGCAGGAUUGGAGUUGAUGCUGCUGGAUAUGAAGAUCGGGGAGUUGAGAACUUGAGAUAUAAGUUGUUCGCUUUUCUGGAUCACACCUCUUCUGUGAAAGCUCGCAAUUCUCUUCAGAUUUCUGCCGUGACAUCUCUUUUCGGCCUUCUUCCUCUUGAUCCUGAAGCUCUUGUUUGCACUGAGAUCAAUCUUCCAGCAUAUUCUAAAUCCAUUUCCGACCAUGCGCAAACUUUGAGGAAGUGGUCGUCUGGGCUGGAUAAAGAUGACAAGGAAUUUCUAUCUACCAUGUUAAGACCACAAUGAUGGUAUGUAGCAAGUUUGAUUACCCAUCCAAGACUUCGAAAUUAAUUGAAUAAGUAGGAGGCUCUUGCAGUCGUUGUUUUGAAAUGUAAUUGACUGCACAUCUGAAAAAAGUUUUGUAGAUUGAACAAGAUAUUGGGAAAUUAAAUAUCAUGUUAGGUUUAGAGGCUUCCAACUUGGUUGGUUAAGGGUAUGCUUCUGUAGUUCAUCUUAGACUUGUAAAUAAAUCCCCCUUCGGUUGGUUGUAAUGUAAAUUCAUUGUUUUUUUUGUAA
This is a messenger RNA of Arachis duranensis, 4449 nucleotides long. RefSeq lists its product as uncharacterized. Lineage: Eukaryota; Viridiplantae; Streptophyta; Magnoliopsida; Fabales; Fabaceae. Bases 172 to 4179 code for a protein of 1335 amino acids. The record is from RefSeq and is a predicted model, not a curated record. The transcript is spliced from 8 exons.